Messenger RNA from Hypoxylon trugodes, 12198 nucleotides. RefSeq lists its product as uncharacterized. The transcript has 7 exons. Gene Ontology annotation, molecular function: 3-oxoacyl-[acyl-carrier-protein] synthase activity; phosphopantetheine binding; fatty acid synthase activity. Gene Ontology annotation, biological process: fatty acid biosynthetic process; secondary metabolite biosynthetic process. Bases 1 to 12198 code for a protein of 4065 amino acids. The record is from RefSeq and is a predicted model, not a curated record. Lineage: Eukaryota; Fungi; Ascomycota; Sordariomycetes; Xylariales; Hypoxylaceae.
AUGGCUUCCUCUAAUUCACCAGAGCCUAUAGCCAUUGUAGGCAGUGGCUGCCGUUUCCCUGGGGGUACGAACUCACCCGCAGCUUUAUGGGAGCUCCUCGAGAAUCCUCGCGAUGUGUGUCAAGAUAUCCCACCAGAUCGGUUCGACACGAGGAGCUUUUACCAUGCUAAUGGUGGCCAUCAUGGCACCACCAAUGUCCAACAAGCAUACUUGCUACAACAGGAUAUACGCGUGUUCGACGCGCCUUUCUUCAAUAUCAGUCCUCAUGAAGCCGACUCCAUAGACCCACAGCAACGGUUGUUACUGGAAACAGUCUAUGAAGCUCUCGAAUCUGGUGGGCACACGCUGGAAUCGUUGCGUGUGUCCGACACAGCGGUCUAUGUGGGCACUAUGGGUGUUGACUACAACGAUAUGCUUAUGAGGGACUUGGAUUCUUUGCCAAAGUACGCUGCGACAGGAACCAACCGAGCGAUAAUCUCGAAUCGAAUAUCGUACUUUUAUGACUGGCAUGGCCCUUCGAUGACCAUUGACACGGCUUGCUCGUCUAGCCUCAUCGCAGUACAUCAAGGGGUACAGACACUGCGCGCCAGAGAAUCGCGUGUGGCGGUAGCGUGUGGUACACAGGUCAUCCUAGGACCAGAAGUUUUCAUAUCGGAAAGUAAUAUGCAAAUGCUUUCUCCCUCGGGCCGAUCGCGCAUGUGGGAUGCGGAUGCGGAUGGCUAUGGUCGUGGGGAAGGUGUCGCUGCUAUCGUACUAAAGAGGCUUAGCGAUGCCAUUGCCGACGGCGACCAUAUAGAAUGCAUAAUUCGCGGGACAAGUGCUAAUCAAGAUGGACGCCGCUCAAACGGCCUCACGGUGCCCAGCUCAGAAGCCCAGGCGGAGCUAAUUCGCCGGGCCUAUGCGAAUGCCGGGCUGAACCCGGAAAAGGAGCCUUGGGACCGACCGCAGUUCUUUGAGGCGCAUGGAACCGGCACGCCAGCGGGUGACCCAAAAGAGGCCGCUGCUAUCAGCGCCUGUUUUGGCCAGCGGCCGGAGAGUCACGACGAGCCUUUAUAUGUAGGAUCUAUUAAGACCGUCAUCGGCCACACGGAAGGUGCUGCGGGUUUAGCAGGCCUUCUUAAGGGCUCCGGCAUGAUCCAGAAAGGGGUUAUCCUCCCAAACCUCCUGUUAAAUCGGCUAAAUCCAGCCAUCGAGCCUUACUACGGAGACAUGCACAUUCCGACAAGCCAACAGGCUUGGCCGAGGGUUCCUGACGGUGUUCCUCGGCGGGUGAGCGUUAAUAGUUUUGGAUUUGGCGGUAGCAAUGCUCAUGCCAUUUUGGAAGAAUUCCGCCAACCACAAAUAGAAGAUGAUAGCGCGAACAUCGCCGGUCACUUACAGUUUACCCCUUUCGUUUUCUCCGCAGCAUCUACAUCCUCUCUCAAAGACCAAUUAAGGUCAUAUCGCAACCAUUUGAAGGUUCACCAUGAUAUUAGCGUCUCAAAUCUGGCUUGGACAUUACAAACACGCAGAAGCCAACUCCCCGUCAAGGUCGCGUUCUCUGCUACGACGAUCGAACAACUCACAGCUAAAAUAGAUAUAAAGCUCAGCGAGGCAGACCAAGUAGCUGGCGCGGGCUUAGGCAUUACCUCCACUUCUGACCCUGCAGCUGUGCGUCAUAUACUAGGUGUAUUUACCGGACAGGGCGCGCAGUGGCCCGCUAUGGGCGGCCAACUGAUACGUUCAUCAGCCUUUGCCCGCAAGAGAGUCCAGGAGCUUCAGGAUUCGCUCGACGCGCUACCAUACUCCGAUAAGCCGCUGUGGAGACUGCAUGGCGAAAUGAUCGCUGGAGCUGAUAGCUCGCGUGUUUUCGAAGCAGAGCUUUCCCAGCCGUUAUGCACGGCAGUACAGAUCCUACUCGUAGACCUUUUACGUAUGGCCGGCAUCACGUUCUCUGCCGUCGUAGGUCACUCUUCGGGUGAAAUUGCAGCGGCUUACGCCUCCGGUACUAUCUCUAGUCGCGACGCUAUACGCAUUGCGUACUACCGUGGGAUACAUGCUCGAUUGGCAAGAAAUACUCAUAAAAACUGCACCCAAAAAGGUGCGAUGCUAGCAGUAGGAACGUCAUUAGAAGAUGCGCAAGGCCUCAUCCAGUUAUCAGCAUUCAGGGGCCGGCUUGCCAUCGCUGCCCACAAUUCUUCGGCAAGCGUAACUUUGUCAGGCGAUGCAGACGCCAUCAUUCAUGCCGAGAAAGUCUUCAAAGAGGAGAAGAAAUUUGCGCGGCUGUUAAAAGUUGACACAGCCUAUCAUUCUCACCAUAUGGAACCCUGUUCUGACCCGUAUCUCGAUUCCUUACAGACUUGCGAGAUUCAAGUCAUUCGAGAUCGAGGUGGUAAUCCCUGUAGAUGGUUUUCGAGCGUGGAACCAAGGGAGGAGAUUCAAGAAGGCCUUGAAGAUGUUUAUUGGGUGGACAAUAUGAGGAAAACUGUUCGAUUUAUGGAAGCUGUCAAUAAUGCUGUGACGAAUGACCCCCAACUUAGCCUGAUUCUUGAGGUAGGACCCCAUCCGGCACUCAAGGGUCCGGUUACACAAACACUUUCCGAAGCGCGGCUACCAGCGGCGGUGUCGCUUCCGUACGUCGGCGUACUCAGUCGAGGGUUGAACGAUAUUGAAGCCUUCUCAGAUGCUCUAGGCGCUGUAUGGGCUAAAUUGGGAGCACACGCUGUUGAUUUUCGGGCUUACGAUGAAGCCAUGAGCGCCGGGACACCCUCGCCACGGAUACGACCAAAGUUGGUAGUUGGUUUACCAUCGUAUCAGUGGAAUCACACAAGGGCAUAUUGGCACGAGUCACGCAGAUCUCGAAAGAGGCGCCAGGAAAAACAACGUUUUCAUGAACUCCUCGGUGUAUUCUCGCCGGACUCCACCCCUCAAGAUCUACGUUGGACGAAUAUACUUAAAGCAUCCGAGAUACCAUGGCUAGAAGGCCAUCGAUUGCAGGGGCAGGUCAUCUUUCCCGCGGCGGGUUUCGUUUGCAUGGCUUUGGAGGCCGCUAGAAUUCUUGUGGCACGGACUGGCGGGGUAAUAGAACUUCUUGAGCUCGAAGACUUCUCUAUUCUACGGCCAAUCGUGUUCGAUGAAAUAUCGAAUUCCGGCGUUGAGACGCUCAUCACACUAACGGUGGUUCGUCAUAGUCAAGGACAGUCCAUUGACGCGCAAUUUUCGUGUUACACCUGUCUGGUAGCCAAUACAGGAUCUGAACAGGAACUCGAACUUACAGCUAAAGGCACCAUUAAGAUAUCAGUUGGAACACCAGAUAUUGAAACAUUACCAUGUACCCCACUAAACGUUAACACCAUGUCCACAAUCGACACGAAGCGAUUUUACACCUCUCUUUCAGACCUUGGAUACGACUACUCUGGCCCCUUUAAGACAAUGUCAUCCUUGAAGAGGAAGCUGAAUCAAUCUUCCGUUUUAGUAGACACAUACUCAUACCCGGAAGCCGACCCCCACAUAUACCUAAUCCAUCCGACGACGCUAGAUGUUGCCUUUCAGGCUUCUAUACUAGCUUAUUCGGCCCCAGGCGAUGGGCGCCUCUGGUCUUUGCACGUACCUACCUCUAUACAGAGCAUUCGAGUAAACCCAGAGGUAUGCGUCUCGCUACCAACUUCAGGAUGUCAAGUACCAGUUUCCACACGACUUUAUGAAGAACCCGAGUCGCUGAAAGCCAAUAUCGACGUUCUCGAUGAAGGAGGGCAGUACGGAAUGGUUCAGAUCGAAGGUCUCACCAUGAAGCCAAUCGCCCCAGCAUCAAAAUUAGACGACCGCCAUCUCUUCUCCUACACGAAAUGGGGCGUCGCAACACCAGACGGGGCAUUGGCAUUGGGCGACGCUCGUCCAUCCGCCUACGAAUCCGAAGUAGCUAUCGCCGCCGAGAGGAUCGCCUAUUACUAUCUUCGGAGAUGGAAAUCGGAAAUAACCGACGAAGAAUGGGCCAGAGGUCAGCCUCACCACGCUCGCCUGCGAAACUACAUGGACGAUGUGCUUUCCGCUGUAUAUCGUGGCCAACAUCCUCACAUCAACAAAGCAUGGUCAGAGGAUGGCGAAAAAGAUAUAAACGAAUUGAUUAAUAGGCCUUGCGCGUUUAGAUACGGAGAGAAUAUCGACAUCAAGCUUCUUGCGACCGUUGGCGAGAUCAUGCCGGCUUUUCUACGUGGCGAAUCUCACAAACCUAACGAAGCGCAUGUCCAGAAAAAGCUUCUUACUUUUUUCGAAGAUGGUAUCGGGUGUGCGAGUCACAAUAAGUUCUUGACACGUAUGUUGCAGCAGAUUACACAUCGCUAUCCUCAUGCCAAAGUUCUCAAAAUAGGCGCGGGGCCAGGCGGAAGUCCUAAAACGAUCGCCGAGGGCAUUGCGGACACAAUAUCAUCUUCCACCCUUAUCGACUCAUCAGAUAAUACCUCCAGCACUGCAGAUAAUUACAGAACAUAUGGUGAUAAAGUAUAUUCCAUGGUCUUGGAUAUGGAAAAGGCACCUGAAUCCCAAGGUUUCGGGCUGUUUUCGUAUGAUAUUGUUGUCGUAUCUCAUGCCUCCCGCACCAAGACUUCAAUCGAAAAGACACUAGAAAAUGCUAGAAAGCUCAUAAAACCUGGAGGGCAUCUUAUACUAUCGGAGGUGUCGGACGAAGCGUCGAUUCGAUUUAACACCAUCAUGGGCUGUUUCUCUGAUUUCUGGCUGCGUCCGCAACUGGGCAGUGCCAAGAACGUCCAAGCUCACCAUAUUUUGCGCAAUAGCGGGUUCUCAGGGGUUGAUACCACAUCCCCCGAUAUUGAGACGACAGUGUGGCCGUUCUCCAUUAUAACAGCGCAAGCUACCGAUGAUAGGAUUGACUUUUUACGAAAACCACUGUCUACGUUACCAUCCCCCAUCUAUAUUGAAAGAGUUGUUAUUCUUGGCACGAGGACCCUGGAGAGUUCGCAAAUUGCCGAAGGGGUGGCUAACUAUCUUAACCCCCUUUGCCGACACAUUGAAAUUCUUGAUGACCUACCCACCGCAGCUCAAUCAUUUACUCUAGACCCUAUGGACACAUUCAUCAAUUUGGUGGAUAUUGACUACCCAAUUUUUAAGGAGAUAACAGCCGAGAAGAUGAGCAGUCUACAACGUCUUUUCGACCUUGCAAAGACCAUACUUUGGAUUACGGUCGGCAGUCGCAUAGAUCAACCGUAUCAUGCAGCGAGUACUGCCUUCUGUAGGGCUAUUAGACAUGAGGUAAAACACGUCGAUCUUAAUAACUUCGAUAUCGCACCAAAAGAUCUUGAAAACAAUCGUGACGUCCCAAAGCAGAUUGCUGAACAUCUUUUGCGGCAAGUUGUUCUCGGUAAAUGGCGAGAAUCGAAGGAGAAGCCGUUACUAUGGUCGAAGGAACUCGAGGUUUAUCUCGACGAGGGACGACUACUAAUUCCUCGCCUGAUAGUAAAUGCCGCCCAAGAUGCGAGGCUGAAUGCUUCCAGGCGUACUAUUAUUAAAACAGUGCCUGUGUUGGAUGCCAACGUGUCAAUCCCACAAUUAUCUCCUGAGCGUCCGGCGGCAGGCUUGGUUGAACAAAUUCUUCCCCCGAAACAGGAAGAAACUGGGACUUUGCUCCGAGUUACGAGCUCAAGCUUGAUGGCACUCAAUGUCGGAAUAGGUGGUUUUCUGUUCCUUAGCAUAGGCAACGAUGAGAAAACAGGCGAAAUUUCCAUUGCUCUCUCGGAGACCAACUGUAACAAGAUAUUACCAAUUGCAAGCACGAUCGCAUUUGAUGCGGAUCAUACAGACGCUGACGACCGAAGCACUUUGAUGCAAACAUCCGGUACCAACUCCUUAUUGCUUGCCGUUGCUGGUGAACUUAUCGCUGCAGCUGUAGUUGAGGAUCUAUAUCCAGGUAAUCGCGUACUGGUACACUGCUCAAUUGAAGAUCAUCCCGUCGUUGGAGCUUUAUCGCGACGAGCAGCUACUAAAGGAGUCCACAUCUUUUUCACAUGUGAUACAUCUUGUGGCGAUACGCUUCAAAUUCCUGAUUCAAUGCUGAUCAAAUUGAAUGCCCGCACACCGAGGCAUGUUGUGAAGGCAUUACUGCAACGAUUCCAUGUGACACAUUUUCUCGAUCUCACGUCUUGGAAAGUCAACGCAAACGCAGUCGGAUUGGGCCACAACAUCGCUCAUGCCUUACCUUUAGAGUACAAAUGCAUUAUGUUAUCCGACCUUACUCGGCAUCAAUCGGUGGUAACUGCAUUGUCGCAUGAUCGGGAUGCAUUGCUAUCUCGACUAGAAGAUGCCGUCUCUAAUGCUAAAAUAACGUUGCGAGCGGCGACAAUAACUCCAGAGUUGAUCAUUUCGCCAGAAGAAGCAACAGCUGCAACCCAGCCAGCGAGUGUCAUCCAUUGGCCGGUAGGGGGGACAUUCCAAGUGCACCUCCAGCCAUUGGACGCGCGAGACCUCUUCUCGAGGGAAAAGACAUACCUACUCGUCGGCCUAAGUGGCCAGAUUGGUCAGUCGCUUGGCGAGUGGAUGUUAUCCCAAGGAGCAGGAUGCAUCUGUCUGGCAAGUCGCAGCCCUCGAGUAGAUGAGAUUUGGUUGCAGUCUUUCCAAGGAAGACUCAAAGUUUUUACUACGGACAUCACGAGCAUCGACAGCCUCAACGACGUCAUCGCGCAGAUCAGGGCUACCUGUCCUCCAAUUGCGGGCGUAGCGAACGGAGCAAUGGUACUUCAAGACGGUCUGUUCUCAGGCAUGUCUACUGAAGCGAUGAAUAGGAGUCUCGAUCCAAAAAUUAUUGGUUCAAACAACCUUGACCAAGUUUUUCAUGAUGAACCUCUCGACUUUUUUAUCUUGUUCUCAUCUCUAGUUUGUGUAGUUGGGAACCCGGGCCAGACCAAUUAUGCGGCAGCAAAUGGCUACCUCAAUGGGCUUGCUAGGAAAAGACGGAAACGUGGCCUAGCUGCAACUGCGCUUGAUAUCGGACGGGUCGCCGGUAUUGGAGUCGUCGAAACUGCAGGGAAGGCCGUUACAGACCAACUCACUAGGCUUGGUUUUCUGCCAAUAUCUGAAAGUGAUUUCCAUCAGAUGUUUGCCGAGGCUAUCCUAGCCGGUUAUCCCAACCCUAGCAAAGACCAAGAUGAUAUUCCAGAGGCGGUCGUAACGACGGGCCUCCAAACUAUCUACCAGGAUAAGAUAGACCAAAAUAGUCAACUACCAUGGCUUGAGAACCCUUUUCUUUCGCAUUGCAUCGUCCAGACCGGUUCUCCUGAGACUAGGAAUCAAAACAAAGAGCUGACCCUUGCGAUCGAGGUGCAGCUCUCGAAUGCGACGUCUGAGGAGGAGGCGUUAAGUAUUAUAAAAGAUCAUUUAUCAGAAAAGAUGCGGAUCAUGUUACAGAUAUCUCCCGAUCAGCCAAUUAAUCAUGAUGGCUCCAUCCUUGAACUCGGUAUUGACUCGUUCGUUGGCGUCGAAGUACGAUCCUGGUUUCUUAAGCACUUGAAAGUCGAUAUUCCGGUUCUCGCGAUAGUUGGCGGAGCUUCGAUAACAGAAUUAUCUCAACAGGCGCUAGACAAGUUAUCCAAGGAACGCAAUGCAACUACAGACUCUACCAAAGCAUCCCACCUUAUGCCUCAGCCGCAAGUUGGGGAUGAGGAUAAGUAUCACAUUCAAAAUGUGGAAAGAGCCCGAACCCCAUCAUACGAUACUAGCUCAGCAACAUCCGCUUCAUACAUUGAUGAUACUCCGGUGCGCUCCCCUAUCUCUGACGCGGAGUCCGACCCCCCAACAGAACCAAGUCCGAUAUCGAAGCCACGGCGAUUUUUACGUAACGAGCAGCUCUCAUUCGGGCAGUCAAGAUUUUGGUUCCUUCGACUACUCCUUGAUGACCCGACAACUUUCAAUAUUACUGUGUCUUACCAGGUCACCGGCAAUCUGCGCAUCGACGACCUCGAGAAAGCGUUUCGCAUCGUUAUAGCAAGACACGAAGCACUACGCACAUGCUUCGUCCCUCAUGAGACAGAACCAGACGAAGGUUGCCAAAAAGUUCUGCCGAUAGGUUAUUCCCCUCUUCGACUUGAGCACAGGAAGAUCGAAUCUCCUGACGAAGUUGUCACUGAAUACACCAAUCUGAAAGCCCAUGUUUUUGACUUAGAAAAUGGUGAUACAAUACGGAUAGUCGUCUUAACACUGUGGCCGUCAUCACACUACCUCCUAGUGAGCUACCCACAUAUAUUGAUGGAUGGUGUUAGCCUCCAAGUUCUUCUCUCGGACCUAGAAAAGGGGUAUAAUGGCCAAGGCAUUGGUCCGCCUCCUUGGCAGUAUCCCGAUUUCUCAGCGAAACAGCGGCAAGCUUUUGCGAGAGGAGAAUUUGAUCACGAGCUGAUGUAUUGGCGGAGCGUUUUCCCAGUUGAUAAGCAGCCACUGGUUCUGCCAUUACUGUCUAUGGCGCGGAUCAAUUCAAGAUUACCCAUGAAGAAAUUUGAUGUCAACCAGAUGACUGUCCGGCUUGAAGCAGAGCUCCAAGGACGUGUCAAGUCCGUGACGAAGGCGCAAAGAUGCACACCGUUCCACCUUUACUUAGCCGCAUUCAAGAUGAUGCUCUUCGGUCUUGCCGACUUCGUAGAUGCUGACGCCCAAGUCGAUGAGAUAGUAAUUGGCAUUGCCGAUGCUAACCGCCAUGAUAGCGACGUUAUGGGAAGCAUUGGAUUUUUCUUAAACCUGCUUGCGUUAACGUUCCAACGACUGCCAAAUCAAAACUUUGCCGACACUAUAACAGAAGCCCGAAACACGACUUACUCAGCUCUAAAGAACUCGCGGCUGCCGUUUGACGUGCUACUCAACGAGCUUAACGUGGCUCGCUCCUCGUCACAUAGCCCCCUCUUUCAAGCCUUUUUCGACUUCCGACAGGGCGCCCAGGAGAAGCACCCAUUCGGCAACUGUCAAUUCGAGGUCAAGGACUGGCAUCCGGGGCGUACCGCGUAUGACAUUACGCUCGAUGUAACAGAUGGUAUAGAUGGUGCGGAUUCACUGAUAACAAUCCGAACUCAGAGCGGUCUCUACGAUGAGACGGCAACAAAUCUGCUACUGGAGACAUACGUUCACCUCCUUGAUACUCUCACAAGAGAUAUCUCAUUAACGUUAGAAACAAUGCCGCUCUUCGGUAAGGCCCAGAUUUCCCGCGCUAUCGAAGUUGGCCACGGCCCAACCCUGAAGAGUGACUGGCCUGAAACCAUUCCCCAUAGAAUCGAAGAUGUCGCCCGUGAGAAUAAGGAUAAUGUCGCCAUUAUGGACGACCUGGGUAAUAAACUCACGUAUUCGGACUUGAUCGGGCGAAUUGAAGCUAUCGCUGAGGCAGUGAAAGAUUCAGGAGCGGGUCCCGGUUCUCGCGUACUCGUUUUCCAACAAGCAGCCUCAGAUUGGGUUUGUUCUAUGUUAGCCAUCCUGUGGAUUGGCGCAACGUACGUGCCGUUGGACCUACGCAACCCUAUCUCACGAUUGGCCACCGUAGCUGCCAGCUGCGAGCCUUCCGCUAUCAUCGUCGAUUCUACCACACUCGAUGACGUACCAAAAUUAGGAGUUCCCGGUGCCUCGAUCAUCGACUUAUCCCAUCUAAGUAGCCGUGCAUCGAAACAUGUGAAAAUAUCUGCGUCCGCGGAAUCCAUCGCGGCAAUCCUUUACACAAGCGGGUCUACCGGUACGCCCAAGGGGAUUAUGGUUACACACUCAGGCCUUCGGAAUGAGAUCGAGGGUUACACUAAGAAGUGGGGGCUGGGCUCAGAACGUGUCUUGCAACAAAGUUCCUUUACAUUCAACCACUCAUCCGAUCAGAUAUACACGGGCCUCGUAAAUGGCGGCAUGGUAUAUGUAGUUUCAUGGAGUAAGCGUGGCGAUCCUAUUGAGAUCUGUCGCCUCAUUAACCAGCAUUCCAUCACUUAUACUAAAGCCACCCCGUCUGAAUAUGCUCUGUGGCUGGAAUACGGUAGCGAGAGCCUCAAACAGUCUUCACAAUGGCGAUUCGCUUUCGCAGGUGGCGAGCCGCUGUCGAAGACCAUAGCAUACGGUUUUUCCGAUCUCGGUCUUUCCCAAUUACGUUUAUUCAACUCGUAUGGCCCAACUGAAAUCAGCAUCUCGUCAACCAAAAUGGAAGUUGAUUACCGCCUUGUUGAAGAUGAUCUCAAUUCAUCGAAGGCUGGAGAUAAUAUCCCCUGCGGAUAUGCGCUACCAAAUUAUUCCAAAUAUAUCGUUGAUAAACAAUUAAACCCAUUGCCGGUUGGCAUGCCCGGAGAACUGUGCAUCGGUGGGGCCGGAGUAUCCCUCGGCUACUUCAAUGAUCCAGAACUCACUGAGCAACGCUUCGUCACGGACACUUUCGCUUCGUCCGAAUACUUAACCAACGGCUGGAAUCGCAUGUAUAGGACGGGAGACAUCGUACAUAUACAAGACGACGGUGCUAUGGUGUUUCACAACCGCAUAGAAGGGAGUACACAGAUCAAGAUCCGAGGACUGCGAAUUGAGCUAAGUGACAUUGAGAACAACAUAAUCGCCGCCGCGGGUGGUGCACUUCGAGAAGCUAUCGUGACUCUGCAGGGCGAAGGCGAACACCAAUUCCUUGUCGCGUACGUCGUAUUUUCGACCUCGUUUCUACAGCAGAACUCCGGUGAUCCCAGUGCCACAGUGAAAGAAUCGUUCCUAGAGCAUCUCCUCAGCCAACUUUCUGUUCCGCAGUAUAUGAUACCUGCCGUGGCAAUACCACUUGACCGGGUUCCACUUACCAAACACUCGAAAGUAGACCGAAAAGCAUUAACAGAUAUGCCACUGCCGAACCAAACCAAACCAAUUAUAUCGCAAGAAGCACGGGAAAAUCUAGAGGAACAUCCCGAGCAUCUAGUCGAAAUUAUAGAACGGACGAAAUCGAUAUGGCAUGAAAUCCUUGGGGGUCAAAGCGCACGCGGAAUUGAUCGCGUUUUGACACCCUCGAGCGAUUUCUUCCUCGUGGGCGGAAAUUCUCUGUUGGCCAUCCGGCUGCAAUCGCGAAUAAACAGAGCUUUCCAUGUCGCUAUCCGUCUUGUUGACCUGUUGGGUUCUAGUACACUCGGGAAAAUGGCACGCCAGAUACAGAAAUCUUCCGGUGUCGGCGUAAUUGACUGGGAGAAGGAGACGUUGCCACCACCCAUUCCCCAGUUUCUUAAUCGUGCGAAUGUUGUCCCCCACGAAAAUGGAUAUGGGGAGAAAAUAAAGCCCAUCACUGUUGCGAUCACAGGUGCAACGGGCUUUUUAGGGAAAUACCUUCUUCCCCAGCUUGUGGAUAACCCAGAGAUCGGACGAAUUCAUUGCAUCGCUGUACGCGAUAAGCCGUUGGGACCAAAACCUCGAGAACUUAACCCUUCCGAAAAGGUAGUAUAUCACAAUGGCGACCUCUCGGAGCCGCUUCUUGGGCUUACAAAGGACGAGUUCAUUUCUUUGUCGCGCGAAGUGGACGUGAUCCUACAUAUGGGAGCCGCAAAGUCCUUCUGGGACAGCUACUACGUACUCCACCCCAGUAAUGUUCACCCAACACGGGAGCUUGUCAAGUUGGCAGGGCCGAGGAAAAUACCUAUUCAUUAUAUCUCAACCAUGGGCACGCUACCUCGCGAUACGACUGAAGCCAAAAUCCGGGAACCCCCUGCGGAUGGCUCUGAUGGGUACGUCGCCACUCGGUGGGUAAGUGAGCGCAUCCUAGAACGUUCAGCGACAACUUUAGGAGUGCCGUCGUACGUCUAUCGUUUCCUACCAUCUACUCAAACAACCGGCCAUGCACUGCUGGAUGAGUUCGUUCGCUUCGUUGAUGUCUCCGGCAAAGUACCUGAUAUGGACGAUUGGGAGGGUCGCAUUGACCUCAUCCCAGCUGAGCAAGCCACACAAUGGCUGGGUGAGUCUGUUCUUAGCUCCACCGUGCAAACCGAGGGUACUACGCUUGACAGUACCCACCCUAUCGGUGACCCCAAAACACAGUAUCGGUCUUGGGAGUGCCCUAUAGCAGUAGAUGUAGCCGAACUCCGGGCACAUAUAAAAAAUCAGAGAGGGAAUACGCAAGGCGGCGAGCGAAUUCCUGGGUUACGGUGGCUUGGUCUAAUUAAAGAACUCGGAUUUGGGUAUCUCCUUGCCUCGCAGGUAGUUAUAGUUGUGGAUAGGGACAGUGGCAACAGGUUCAAGUCACUAAGGUAA